AUGCUCUCUGUUUUCCACCAGGCCCAGACAAGCGAUUGGCCAAGGCCGGUCCCGUGACCAUGAAUUCCCUGCAAUUUCGCCGGCGUCCUGGGUUUAAUAGAGAGAGUCUCCAUACGCUUGUAUUUAUCAGCAAUAUACAAUUAUAAAGACCCUAAAUUAAAAAAAAAAGAAAGAGCAAAAUCUUCCCCUCCCCAAAUAGCUCCAUCACAUAAACCUGGGGGGGGCAGGAGGGGGGGUCCCUUCCGAUCCUCCCUCCUGACGCCCCCCCUGCAGGCCCCCUCCCCCACCAUUGAAAGCCAUGAAUUUUGAAUUUGAGAGGGAGAUUGGGUUUAUAAACAGCCAGCCAUCGCUCGCCGAGUGUCUGACUUCCUUCCCCGCUGUCUUGGAGACAUUUCAAACUUCAUCAAUCAAGGAGUCGACAUUAAUUCCUCCUCCUCCUCCUUUCGAGCAAACCUUCCCCAGCCUCCAGCCCGGCGCCUCCACCCUUCAGAGACCCGGGAGCCAAAAGCUAGCCGAAGAUGGGCCCGCUCUGCCGCCGCCGCCGCUCCCCGCCGCUCCCCUGGCCCCCGAGUUCCCCUGGAUGAAAGAGAAGAAAUCCGCCAAGAAACCCAGCCAAUCCGCCACGUCUCCCCCGGCCACCUCCUCCGUCCCGGCCUCCGGGGUCGGAUCACCCGCAGAUGGCCCGGGGCCGCCGGAGGCCGCGGGCGGCGGGGCGCGCAGGCUGCGCACGGCUUACACCAACACGCAGCUGCUCGAACUGGAGAAGGAAUUCCACUUCAAUAAGUACCUGUGCCGGCCGCGCCGCGUGGAGAUCGCGGCCCUGUUGGACCUCACCGAGAGGCAGGUCAAAGUGUGGUUCCAGAAUCGUCGCAUGAAACACAAGCGGCAGACGCAGCACCGAGAGCCGCCCGACGGGGAGCCGGCCUGCCCCGCCGCCCCGAAGGACACCAGCGAGCUCACCGAGGAGCCCGUGGCCAGUCCGGGCCGCCCCUCCGCCUCGCGGGCGGCGCGAGAAGCCUGCUGUCACCCGCCCGAGGUCGCACCGGGGUCCCCGGACCCCCGGCCUUUGGCCGCUGGCGUGGAGGGCGCGGGCGCGCGGAGCCCCGGAGGCGCGCUGCGCGGGGCCGGAGGGCGGGAGCCCGAGCCCUUGUCGGAAGACGCCUUCCCGGAGCGGCAGGAUUCGCCCAUCCUGCCCGACCUCAACUUCUUCGCGGCCGACUCCUGUCUCCAGCUGUCAGGGGGCCUCUCCCCCAGCCUCCAGGGCUCGCUCGAAAGCCUGGUUCCCUUUUCCGAGGAAGAGCUGGACUUCUUCACCAGCACCCUCUGUGCCAUCGACCUGCAGUUCCCCUAAUAACCCGCUUCCUCCCCUAUGGCCCUCGACCCCAGCCCUCUUCAGCUGCCUAUGGGAAACCCGAGGAUCCCCCUCCCCAAGCCGUAUAGACUUCUUUAUCUGUUUUGCUAAAAUUCAGGUAUUACUGAAUUAGCAUUUAAUCCUCUUCUUUUCUUCUCUCUCUAAAAUAUCGGGCACUUGGGCAUUUUUU
Molecule: messenger RNA, 1541 nt
Organism: Vicugna pacos (alpaca)
Lineage: Eukaryota; Metazoa; Chordata; Mammalia; Artiodactyla; Camelidae
Gene: HOXB2
Product: homeobox B2
Biological process (GO): regulation of transcription by RNA polymerase II
Cellular component (GO): nucleus
Molecular function (GO): RNA polymerase II cis-regulatory region sequence-specific DNA binding; DNA-binding transcription factor activity, RNA polymerase II-specific
Source: RefSeq, a predicted model, not a curated record